Molecule: messenger RNA, 3654 nt
Organism: Pteropus alecto (black flying fox)
Lineage: Eukaryota; Metazoa; Chordata; Mammalia; Chiroptera; Pteropodidae
Gene: BSPRY
Product: B-box and SPRY domain containing
Exons: 6
Coding region: 11-1297 (428 amino acids)
Molecular function (GO): zinc ion binding; protein binding
Source: RefSeq, a predicted model, not a curated record
GGGCGGGGUCAUGGAGGCCCCGCCCAGAAGCCACCUGCGACAGGUGGAGCGCGCGGCACCGGGCGGGCGCUCGGCCAUGUCAGCGGAGAGCGUGGGGCAAGGUCUGGGUCCGAGACCGGGACCUGGGUCGGGGUCCGAGUCGGAGCCGCUCUGUCCCGAACACGGCCAGGCUCUGAGGUGGUUCUGCUGCUCCGAGCGACGGCCGGUGUGCGCCGCCUGCGCGGAGCUGGGCGGUCGCUGCCAGGGACACCGCAUCCGCCCGGCGCAGGAGCGCGCAGAAGAGCUGCGGAACAAGAUUGUGGACCAGUGUGAGAGGCUGCAGUUACAGAGUGCCAGCAUCACCAAAUAUGUGACCGAGGUCCUGCCAGGGAAGAACCAGGGAGUAGUGAGCACCGCCAGCGCCGUGCGGGAACUGGUCAUCCAGCGGCUGGGUCUGGUGAGGAGUCUGUGUGAGACCGAGGAGCAGCGGUUGCUGGAGCGCGUGCAUGGCGAAGAGGAGCGGGCCCACCAGAGUAUCCUGACGCAGCGAGUGCACUGGGCUGAGGCACUCCAGAAGCUCGACGCCAUCCGCACCAGCCUGGUGGACAUGCUCACCCACGUGGAUGACCUCCAGCUGAUUCAGAAGGAGCAAGAGAUUUUUGAGAGGACCGAGGAAGCAGAGGGCAUUUUGGAUCCACAAGAGUCAAAAAAGUUAAAUUUUAAUGAGAAGUGUGCCCGGAGCCCACUACUGACCCAACUCUGGGCGACAGCAGUUUUCGGGUCCCUCUCAGGCACAGAGGAUGUGCGUAUCGACGAGAAGACUGUCAGUCCCUUCCUGCAAUUGUCGGAUGAUCGAAGGACCCUGACCUUCAAUGCUAAGAAGUCCAAGUCCCGUGCAGAUGGCCCAGAGCGCUUUGACCACUGGCCCAAUGCCCUGGCCACCACCUCCUUCCUGGCUGGGAUGCACGUCUGGAUGGUGAACGUGCAGAACAGUUGUGCCUAUAAGGUGGGCGUGGCCUUAGGCCAGCUGCCCCGCAAGGGUUCUGGCAGUGACUCUCGUCUGGGCCACAACACCUUCUCUUGGGUCUUCUCCCGCUACGACCAGGAGUUUUGUUUCUCACACAACGGCCAGCACGAGCCCCUGGGGCUGCUGCGUUGCCCAGCCCAGCUGGGCGUGCUGCUGGACUUGCAGGCCCAGGAGCUACUGUUCUACGAACCAGCCUCGGGCAUGGUGCUCCACACCCACCGCGCGUGCUUCCCUGGGCCCCUCUUCCCGGUCUUCGCUGUGGCUGACCAGACCAUUUCCGUCGUCCACUGACCUUUGGCCCAGAUCUGCCUCCCCACUACCCUUUUAGACCACAUUUCUACCCAGCGUCCUCUUCCCAAAUGUUGCCUAUGCCCACUGGGCAGCUUAAGGAGGGGUAGGGAUCCGUUUCAGAUCUGGUACAACCGUUAAGUGCUGGGUAUCUGUGGGGAGCUUGCUACUCCCUGGCUUUAGUCUCCCAAAUCCACCCUCUGAGGGGGUCUUGUUCACCACUUUAUCUCUGGCAUCCAGCACGGUGCCUGGUGAGUGUGCAGUAAAUGUUUGGUGAGCGGGUAGGUGGAUGGAUGGAUGGGUAGGUGGGUGGAUGGGUGCAUGGUCGACUCUUCUGAGGGCCUGUCUUUCAGGCCCCUGCCCCAGCUUCGAGCACACAGAAGUGGUUCUCUGGUAGAACAGCCUGUGUCGGAAACCCUUUCAUCCCCUCAAUUCAGUGCUUCUCAGUCCUUUUCAUGACAUGGCACAUAGAGAAAAUAUUUUUCUAGCACACGAGGACAACCUGGAAGGGAUUUAGAACUCCUGCCAGGCUGUUCCUAGUCAGAGGACUCUGGCCUUGGGGAGCUGUGCCCUCUCCCAGGCCUGCCCGGCUGCUCAAAAAUCAGAGGAUCCCACCAUGGUGACUGGGGUGAACUCCUGCCCCCGCCGACCCUCACCGCCUGCAGCUGAUGAGUACCCCACCCGAAGGCCCCUUCUGACAUAAUGUAGAGACCUGAGGGCCUCAGGCCAGAAAGAGCUAGAGGAGAAAGAGGGCCGGCCUUAAGGAACGUGGACCUUAUUAAAGGUUUUAAAACACUGAAAAGUUUCUUCAAUGUUCUUUGUUGGUCACUGGGCAAAUCCCCCAAGUGGCAGCUCAGAUCUAGAGGUACAUUUGCUGGGAAAUCGAUGUCUUCUUCACCUGCAUACACAGCAGAGCGCCUGGAGAUGGUUCUGUGCCCUGCUCCACUGGGGCCACAGGCCAGUGUUUUCCUGUUCUCCAAGGAGAGCACAUUAGAAUAGUGGUCCUCACAUUUUUUGUUUCUUCAGGGACCACAGUUCAAAGGCAAUCUUACCUACAACUUCAGUCUCUUGGGCUCAAAGAUGGGGGCCAGAGCCCUCCCCACUCUUAAGUUUGCUCAGUUAUUUACUUGGAACAGUGGGAAGAUAAAUCCAGUUCACAAACCUACUGGCAACUCUUUUGUUUGCAGUGACUGCUGAGGCCCUUGCAGCUCUGAGACCACAGUUCAUGCCCCCAUCCUCACUGCCUGACACUCGGAAGGUGUCUGAGAGGAACUUCCUCACUUCUGCCUGGGCGAAAAACCUGGGCCAAAGCCAAAUUUUUCCACAUGGCACCCAAAGGCUGCUACGCCACGCUCCCCAAGCCACCAGCCCAACUCCCCACAGCAACCCUCAGUCCACAGUUCACAGGCCUGCUGCUAAGGAGGCCCUUCUUAUCUUUCUGCCCAUCUGAACACCAGCCCCAGUUCAGGGUCCAUUCCAGAGCCUUCUCUGGCUGUUGGCAUCAGAACAUACACUGUAUAUGUGCCUGUCUGUGUGCUUUUCACCUGUGGUAGCCCCUGUGCCUGGCACUGGGUAGGGCACAGAUGUAAAUGCCAGAGAGAGAGAUGUGUGUGUAUAAAGGGGAGAGGCAGGAAGAGAUGGAAUUUAAAAAACCCAACCUACUUCUUCAAUCUCCAGUGAUUUUCCCCACAUUCCCAAUACUGCCACCUGGGGCUCUGGGCCCCAUUCUGUGUUUUCCUGUCUCAUUUAUGACUGGGGUGUCCUUCAAGGUUGACAUCUCAAUUUUUAUUUAGGACACCUCACUUUUUCUCCCAGGAUCUCCACUGCAGUAUGUCUCAUGUGACAGGGAUCUCUUUCUACUUGCAAACUACUGGUCAAGCCCAUGGGCUUUGGAGUCAGACAUGCCUAAGUUGGAAUCCCGGCUCCCUUAUGUACUAGCUGUGACCUCAGGCAGGCUACUUACCCUCUGAAUCUGCCUGUCAUAAUAAAGUGGAGGUCACACUACCCAUACCCACUAGAUAGCUUUGAGCGUUAUAUAUGCAAAUAAAGGACUAGCAGAGUACCUAACACAUGGCAGGCAUAAAUCGAUAGUUUCUUCUCAUGAUUGUAAUUAUGGUGUUCCUUGUCUAAAAUCUGCGUAGACUAUGUGGUCCUAGAGGACACAUCGCUACAGUACAGCUUAUCACCCUGAUAAGCUAUGUACCUCUGACCUCAGGCUUUCAGGGUGCGGUGGGGAGGGGGUGGUGGUGAAUAGCUAGCUGUAGAGGCUUCAGGACCUUUGCUUCAACCCUACCAGUUUCUCUUUUUUUCCCUGUUUCGCAUAUUGAGGUUCCACAUAAGAUCUCCCAUAACAAAAGGGC